UAGUAAUCAAAACCAUUGUUAUCCUUUUGCCUGGCGAUCGACAUGGCUAGUCUGAGGCUUCUCUCAGUUUUCCUUUGUCAAUUGUUAGUUUUGCUCUUCCUCUUUGACCCCAGCAGUGCUCAGGGUCUGAAAGUAGGGUUCUACAAGGAUACAUGCCCACGGGCGGAGGAAAUAGUGAGAAGGACAACUGCUCAAUACGUCACGCAUUUGCCCUCCCUUGCCGCUCCUUUACUGAGGUUGCAUUUUCACGACUGUUUCGUCAGGGGAUGUGAUGGUUCGGUGCUGUUGAAUGCCACUUCUGCCAACCCUAAUCCUGAGAAAACCGCAAUCCCUAACCAAAGCCUUGACGGGUUCUUUGUAGUCGAUGUUGCCAAGUCUAGAUUGGAGAAAGAGUGUCCUGGAGUGGUCUCCUGUGCAGACAUACUUGCCUUGGUAGCUAGGGAUGCUGUCAAACUUGUUAAUGGACCCUUCUGGGAUGUUCCCACUGGGCGUAGAGAUGGAACAGUGUCGUUGGCCUUGGAGUCCUUGGCAAAUCUACCUCCUCCUUUCUUCAACAUCACCUCCCUCAAGCUAAGCUUCCUGUCAAAGGGUCUAAGCGUGAAAGACCUAGUCGUCCUCUCCGGUGGGCACACAAUUGGGCAAUCUCACUGCCCCUCCUUCACCAACCGCUUAUACAAUUUCACCGGAAAAGGAGACUCUGACCCCUCGUUGGAUUCCAACUACGUUCCAAGGUUGAAGAGUGCAUGUCAGCCAGGAGAUACCACCACCCAGGUUGAGAUGGAUCCCGGCAGCUACAGAACAUUCGACGCAAGCUACUACAAGCUCGUCGCUAAAAGAAGAGGACUCUUCCAGUCCGACUCUGCUCUUCUCAACGAUGCUGAAACCAAGGCUUACGUGUUUGAGGCUGCCGGCAGUGGCUCUACCUUCUUCAAAGAUUUUGGGGUGUCCAUGGUUAACAUGGGCAACAUUGGAGUCCUUACAGGCACUGCAGGUGAAAUCAGGAAGCACUGCGCAUUCGUUAACUGAUGUCCAACGUUAACGGCUACUCUCUGCAACCUGUUGGAUUUAUUGUUAUCGAAAAUUAUAUCGAUUUGUUCAGUGCUUGUCUAGGUUUUCAAACUGGAGAUUAUUACGAUAAUAAUGAAAUCUCGCUAGAUUGCCAUGUUCACUAAUCGCUGGUGACAUUUGAAUUCUA
Messenger RNA from Nelumbo nucifera (sacred lotus), 1195 nucleotides. RefSeq names its product peroxidase 56-like. Gene Ontology annotation, molecular function: heme binding; peroxidase activity. NCBI's taxonomy places the organism in Eukaryota, Viridiplantae, Streptophyta, Magnoliopsida, Proteales, Nelumbonaceae. The record is from RefSeq and is a predicted model, not a curated record. Gene Ontology annotation, biological process: response to oxidative stress; hydrogen peroxide catabolic process.